AUUCUAGAAGAGAAUAAGAAAAAAUGGCUGAAAAUGAGCAGAAAGCAAACCAGCUGUGUGCUGAGGCCGAGAAAAAGUUGAAUGCAAAACCGUUUCUAGGCGGAAUAUUUGGCGGAACUGGAAAGCAGGAUGAUGCAAUUGAGAUGUAUGGCCGAGCUGCAAAUCUUUACAAAAUGGCUAAAAAAUGGGCAAAAGCAGGAGAUACGUUCACCACCAUUGCUGAUCUUCAUCUUAAGGCUGGGAGCAAUCAUGACGCAUCUACCAACUAUGUUGAUGCUUCAACAUGUUAUAAGAAAUCGGAUCCAAAACUUGCAGCAAACUCUCUUCAGAAAGCUAUAGAUCUGUAUACUGAAAGUGGAAGGUUUACUAUUGCAGCCAAACACCAUCAAACAAUUGCAGAGAUUUAUGAAUCAGAGGGAGCUGAUAUAGAGCAAGCGAUGGUUCAUUAUGAGAAGGCUGCAGAUUUCUUCAAGGGAGAAGAAUCCAACAGUUCGGCAAAUAAAUGUAUGCUCAAGGUUGCCGAAUAUGCUGCUAAGCUGGAGAAGUACGAGCGUGCGAUUGAAAUUUAUGAAAAAGUUGCGGCAGACGCGCUGGAGUCGUCUUUACUAAAGUACAGUGCCAAGGAACAUUUCUUCCGCGCUUCACUCUGUCAUUUGUGCAUUGAUCCAUUGAAUGCCCAACAUGCUCUAGUCAAGUACGAAGAAGUGUAUCCGGCCUUUGCUGACAGUAGAGAAUCUAAACUUGUGAAGACUCUGGGGAAAGCUUUAGAGGAUCAAGAUGUUGAAGCAUUUACAGCUGCCAGUCAGGCACAUGAUUCAGUGCAAAGAUUCGAGAACUUCCAUACAACACUACUUCUAAGAGUUAAGAAGCAGAUACCAGUUGAAGACGACCUUUGUUAAUCUCUCUUAAUACAGGGUUUCCCAAUAAACAUGGGAAUUUAGUGACGAAUUAAUUAUCGUCUUUUCAAAUAAUUCUUUGUUUUAGU
Messenger RNA from Eurytemora carolleeae, 985 nucleotides. RefSeq names its product alpha-soluble NSF attachment protein (gene alphaSnap). The transcript is spliced from 9 exons. Gene Ontology annotation, molecular function: soluble NSF attachment protein activity; syntaxin binding. Bases 24 to 899 code for a protein of 291 amino acids. Gene Ontology annotation, cellular component: SNARE complex; vacuolar membrane. Gene Ontology annotation, biological process: intracellular protein transport; SNARE complex disassembly. The record is from RefSeq and is a predicted model, not a curated record. NCBI's taxonomy places the organism in Eukaryota, Metazoa, Arthropoda, Copepoda, Calanoida, Temoridae.